Messenger RNA from Momordica charantia (bitter melon), 994 nucleotides. Its product is annotated as desiccation-like protein. The record is from RefSeq and is a predicted model, not a curated record. Lineage: Eukaryota; Viridiplantae; Streptophyta; Magnoliopsida; Cucurbitales; Cucurbitaceae.
AUGGCAGAACAUGGCAUGGCGGCCAUUACUGGCGUGGCUCUCAGCUUCCUGCUCAUCCUCCUCCUUCGGCCAACUCAUUGCAAUGGUAAUGGAGACCCUCCAAUCCCGAAAUCAGAUGUUGAUCUCAUAGAAUUCCCACUCAACUUAGAGUAUUUGGAAGCUGAAUUCUUCUUGUAUGCCUCUCUCGGAUAUGGCCUGGAUAAAGUAGAUCCAAAUCUAACCAUGGGAGGCCCUCCCCCUAUUGGUGCUAGAAGGGCCAAAUUGAGCCCUUUCGUCAGGGAUAUCAUACUCCAAUUUGCCUACCAGGAAGUUGGUCACGUGAGGGCAAUUAAAGCUACGGUGAAGGGGUUUCCAAGACCGUUGAUGGACUUGAGUUCAAAGUCGUUUGCCAAAGUGAUGGAUCUUGCUUUUGGGCGUCCCUUGGACCCACCUUUUGACCCUUACGCUAAUACCUUGAAUUACCUUCUCGCAUCAUACUUGAUUCCUUAUGUUGGACUCACGGGCUAUGUUGGAGCAAAUCCAAAUCUUGAAUCUCCUCGUCCCAAGGAGCUCGUUGCAGGUCUUCUGGGAGUUGAGUCGGGUCAAGACGCAAUGAUUCGAGCACUACUUUACGAACAUGCAGCGAAGAAAGUCGAACCAUAUGGAGUGACAGUGGGCGAGUUCACGCAGCUGAUUUCAAAUUUGCGGGAUAAGCUAGGCUGUGGAGGCGUAAAAGACGAAGGCAUUGUGGUACCAAAAGAAGAGGGUGCUGAGGGUAAGAUUUCAGGCAAUGUGCUUGCUGGAGAUCAGUACUCACUCUCAUAUGGAAGAACUCCUGAAGAGAUUCUGAGAAUUGUGUAUGGUACGGGUGAUGAGCAUUUUCCUGGGGGUUUCUAUCCAAAGGGAGCUCAUGGCCGCAUUGCAAAAUCCUACUCGUGAACCAUGUCAUUAACCAAAUAUGGUGUUGUAAUUGUCUCAUAUUUCUAUAUCAUCAAUAAAAAGGAUUUUCGAGACU